CAUUGGCUCCUGUCUGGGCACACGUCACAAUCAUGAUUAGAAUUGAUGAUCGGACGUUCUGAUUUCAUUGUCUCGCAAAGGGGACUGGUGGAGAAAUCUGCUGAAUUCGAACGUGCCGUCUGAUUUUUUGACAUCACAAAUGCCAUACUACUCAGAAGUGUGCCAGGUACACUGAGACAGGAUGACUGCAAUCAAACGCGUGCCAACCUAGAAGCAUGGAGGUUCUGCUGUGACCUGCAUGGCUGCCCCGUUCCCCUCCAGUAGCACAAUGGAUGCGUGGCCACAGAGACGUGGCCUGCAGACUAUGAACCUGCGGUCAGUAUUCACGCCUGAACAGCAGAGGAUCCUGGAACGUUACUAUGACAGUGGGAUGACCAAUCAGAGCAAGGCUUGCUUCCAGCUAAUACUCCAAUGUGCUCAGGAGGCCAAACUGGACUUCAGCGUGGUUCGGACAUGGGUUGGCAACAAAAGACGUAAGAUUGCCUCCAAGGUAGACCUGAAUGGAGGCAUGUCUCAUUCCUUAUCCAGUCAUGGACUCGCUGGGGGGCUACUCUCCAAUCACACACUAGCCGGAGGUGCUCUGUCCAAUCAUAGCAUGGCAGCAGGGGCGCUGCUUCCUGCUGAGAUGGCUGUAGCAAGGAACAUCCAGAAUCGUAUGCACCUUCUUCCUCCAUCGUCGUCCUUUCCUACUUUCUCGUCAGCAUCUUCCUCUCCCUCCUCUUCCUCGCCUCUCAGCAGCGGCAGCAACAACAACAACAACAACAAUGACGUCAUACUGACUGGUAUUUACUCUCUGAACUCCGUCCCACGCCCCCGACCAAGACCCACAGCCCCCCCGGGUCAGUCAGACCCUGAGCUUUCUGCGCACACAUCCUCAUCUCUGAUCAACCAGGUCCUGCAGAGCAGGAACAGCUCGACCUCCUCACCCCUCCACUCCAAGCUAUUGUCCCUCUCUCAGAAUCUCCCAUCCCUCACGUCUGCUUCAGGGCCUUUAGUCUACACUGCCGUCAGGAAGGGAACUUCAUCCCUCGGGGAAGCAGGGGUGAGUGCAGGAGUAGUACCUCACAGCUGGACUAGGCAGUACGGUACAGCACAAACACGCCCUUGGUCUUCUUCCUUGCAAUCCCAAGCUCAGCUUCAGCCCAGACCUCACUCCAACCCCCAGCCUCAACCCCCUGCACCACAGAAGACACAGGUUUCCAUCCCAGUCAAAGACUCUCCCCCUGAACAGACACCUCGUAUUCAGCAGGUCUACACUUUGUCAGAAAAAGGCGAGGGGGACCGACUUAGAUCUGGACCAGCGUAUACUGAGAGAGUUCAGGAGAGUCAGGAGAGUCAUGGGUGUGUGCCUCAACCUCUGGACUCCUGUCAUAACUUCUCCAUCGCCAUGGAGACUGGAGAUGAAGCAGAUGAGUGGCAAAGGGAGGAGGAAUUGGCUAACAUGGCCGCUCAGACACACAUCCACAGGGAGCACACGUUAGGCAGCCCAAUCAGGGCUGAAGUGUCAGUGGUGAGAGGAAGCCUCACUCCUCCUAUGACUAGCUCCAGACCCACACUGCUUCACAGUAACACAACUCUUCAGGGCAGCUAUUCCGUCACAGCACAGACCUCAUUUACAGGGGAAUCCAGCUCACAGACUUCAGUCAGUGUGUCUGCUGCCCCCUGGGUUAUCAGCAACUCAAGAAAAAGAACACUGCAGGAUCGGACCCAGUUCAGUGAUGGGGAUCUCAUCCAGCUGAAGCGCUAUUGGGACAGAGGAAUGACUAGCCUGGGCUCAGUCUGCAGGGAAAAGAUCACUGCUGCAGCGAACCAACUCAAUGUAGACACUGAAAUAGUCAAGACAUGGAUCAGUAACAGACGGAGGAAAUACCGUCUGAUGGGUAUUGAAAUUCCGCCACCUAAAGGUGGCCCUGCUGUAUUUACAACCUCAUCCCCAGGUAACGAGUCUCCAAUGGCCCUCAGCCCUGAUGAGGAGCGGCUAAGAACGCCUGAUCUCGGAGAUGACUUGAAUGAUGAGGGAUCUAUCUGCCUGUCUGAAGAUGGAACCAUCGACUCACAACACAGAGAUGAAGAUGAUGUAACAGAUCAGAUGUCCAUCGCUGCUUUAACGGCCAAUAAUGUGAAGAUUGAAGUAAUUGGCGAUGAGGAAGCAGCAGAAGAAGACGAUGAUUGUGAAUUAAUAGCUUCCGACCUCGAGCAAAUGCAGAACCUGCUGGAAUUCAAGCACGAGGAGGUGCAGUUCUUAGAGCACGAGCUACAGAACCAAAAACAAAAAUACCUUGAGCUUGUUAGCUUCACAAAGAGCCUGCUCAGCGCUGUGAGAAAAAAUGACCUGGAGAGACAGCAGGAACUCAUGGCCAGUCUACCUCAGCCUUCAGACCAGGAGUGGGACACAAGUGUGGAGAGAGGAUUCCAGCUUGCUGCAGAGUCGGCAGACGCAUUCUCCAACCAUGACGACUCCCCGGCGGCUGGUGUGAGUGCUGCAGAACCCCCGCCAGCUGUAGCAAUGGAAGACGUCCCGCUGGUCACCAUAAACGAAGACGGUUCGACAACGGAACAUACUGAGCCCUCUGCAUCAGAGGAGCAAAUGCAGGAAGCAGUUACAGAACAAAAGUGACUUAUCUCGUGUACAUCAGCUCCCACACUCGCACACACGCUUAUACAGAUGUUUCCACACUCCAUGCAGAAGAAUCUGGUUUCACACAAGAUAGAAUCAUGCAUAUACACAAACACUCUGGUAAACUCAUUCUCCACUCCCAGUGCCUGUGGAUUGAUGCUUCACUAUGACUGUUGGGCUGACAAAGGCCUUUUUUACUGCAUAUCAUUCGCCUUGCUCUGGACCAGUCCAGAGAGAACAAUAAAUGACCUCUAACUUA
Molecule: messenger RNA, 2876 nt
Organism: Hippoglossus stenolepis (Pacific halibut)
Lineage: Eukaryota; Metazoa; Chordata; Actinopteri; Pleuronectiformes; Pleuronectidae
Gene: hdx
Product: highly divergent homeobox
Exons: 11
Coding region: 239-2617 (792 amino acids)
Biological process (GO): regulation of transcription by RNA polymerase II
Molecular function (GO): DNA-binding transcription factor activity, RNA polymerase II-specific; RNA polymerase II cis-regulatory region sequence-specific DNA binding
Source: RefSeq, a predicted model, not a curated record